Colossoma macropomum (tambaqui) is the source of this 2224-nucleotide messenger RNA. Its product is annotated as kelch-like protein 34. Gene Ontology annotation, molecular function: protein binding. Lineage: Eukaryota; Metazoa; Chordata; Actinopteri; Characiformes; Serrasalmidae. The record is from RefSeq and is a predicted model, not a curated record. The coding region runs from base 439 to 2202 and encodes 587 amino acids. The transcript has a single exon.
GCUUUCCCUCCCCGUGGCCCAAAAAUGUCUGUCCGUUCCCCCUCCCUCUGUACUGGGAGUACAGACAUGCUUAUCCCAGGAAAACAGAGGGGUGGAUCACGGGAUGAUUGCCCUGUCCCUGCCAGGGUUGUAAUGCUGAAGGGUUUGUGGGCUGUCCACUAGCUGCAAAAGAGAUGGUUAGCCCUCCCACUGGCAUGUCAUUCGGCCACACAUCCCAGCAGCUGCCUUCCUGAAGAGUGACCUUCUCCCGCUCAUUCUGUACCAGUCUGCAAGAACAGGGGGGUCCUAUACUUUUUCUCGCUUUCCUUCCUUCUUCUCUCCCUCUCUUUCCUUCUAAGCUCUCUCUAAUCCUUCUCUUUCCUCUUUUCUCUCUGAUCUAUGCACCUUUUUCUAUUGAUCUUCUGAAACUUUCUCUCCCUCUUCCCUUCUAUCUGAGUAAUGAGUUACUUUCUGAUGCUCAGCAAGUCUCACGGCAAUGGAAUGCUGUCUCGGUUCCAGAGCUUGCGGCUGGAAACGCGGAUGUGCGACAUUAUUUUGGAGGCUGAGGGCAAGCAGUUUCCUGCUCACCGCACCUUGUUAGCCUGCUCCAGCGACUACUUCUGGUCGAUGUUCCAGGAGCACACUCUGGAGUCUGGGGCCCACACCAUCAGUUUAUCAGCCCUGUCCUCUGCUGGCCUGGAGCAGGUGCUGGAUUUCAUCUACACCUCAUGGAUCUCACUGUCCCCAUCCACCUUGGAGGACACCCUGGAAGCUUCCUGCUACCUGCAGGUUACACAUGCUGUGGAUCUCUGCACCGAGUACAUCUCAGACAGCCUAACUCUGGACAACUGCUGCUUUUUUGCCAAUGUGGCAGCCCGUUAUGGCCUCUCUGAAGCACUUGUUGCCACCAACCGUUUCAUUGCAAGAAAUAUGGGCAAGCUGCUUGGUGCUUAUGGGGACAGGACUGGGCUGCUGGAGCUAAAUCUUGAAUCUUUGCAAGAGGUCAUGGGAUUGGAGGAGAUGCCAGGGGUGAAGGAGACAACGUUGCUUCAGUUUGCUCUAGAUUGGCUGAGCUGCAACCCUUUAUCUGCCCUGGAAAGUAACUCCCUACUCAGCCGUGUCCGAUUCAGCCUGGUGCCUCCUGAAGAGCUGAUCUGUUUGAGCGCCCUAAAUCCAGCAUUACGCACUCCCUUCAUUCACAGCCUGGUGCAGAAAGCCUUGCAUUACCACAUGCAGGGUCCCCUUCAGCCAAUACUGCAGAAUGUCCACACAAAUGUAAGAACCACAACUAACAGAAUAUUGCUGGUAGGAGGAGGAGCAGAAGCAAAUCGGCCCCAGAUGCAGAUCCAGAGUUACGAUGAACGCAGCAGGAAGUUCCGUCCACUGUCCAUUACCAUGCCAAAGAAGCUCCAGUAUCAGGGUGUUUGUGUGGUGGGAAACUUCCUGUUUGUGCUAGGAGGGGAGGUGGUUGAAGUGGAUGCGGAGAAUGAGAAGACAGCAGUGAUGACGGUCUCUGAUCAGGUGUGGCGAUAUGACCCUCGGUUUGAACGCUGGGAGGAGAUGGAGCCACUGCUGCAAAAGAGGGCACAGUUCUCCUGCUGUGUGGUCGGGGGAAUUAUUUAUGUCAUAGGAGGACGAGGUCAAAGAGGAGAGCCUGCUCUGUCCUCAGUGGAGAGAUACGACAUGAGGGCAGGAUGCUGGCGUAGUGGAGUGUCUUUGCCGCAUCCUAUACAUGGGCAAGCUUGUGCCACUAUUGGCAGAGGGAUCUACAUUUCUGGUGGCAUCCAUGGCAGCCAGCCUGAGAGUAGCAAGGAAGUGUUAUUCCUUAACUCCCUUGACUAUGCUGCCUGGGAAAGGCGAUCUGCUAUGUCUAUAGCCAGAUUUGGCCACCAAAUGGCAACAAUUAAGGAGCAGAUCUAUGCCUUCCUGGGGAUGUACGAACCGUUUUGCGAUAUUGAACGCUAUGACCCUGAACACGACCAGUGGACUCGACUGAAGCCUCUUCUUCAUGACCGCUUCUGCUACGGCUUGACAGUGACUGGGGGUGGACGUGUGUUGAUGUUUGGAGGUCGAAAGUGGCAGGACGGACAGGAAGUGUGCACUCCUGAUGUGCUGGAGUAUGACCCUGAAUAUGACAGCUGGAAACAAGUGUGUAAACUUCCAGGCCCAUUAUGUGGGACACAGUGUGCUGUAAUGGCCAUCUCAGAACCUAUAGAGACAUAGGAACUCCAACUCCAUUCCAUAC